This is a messenger RNA of Rotaria socialis, 843 nucleotides long. Lineage: Eukaryota; Metazoa; Rotifera; Eurotatoria; Philodinida; Philodinidae. The record is from the annotation of a GenBank genome assembly.
AUGGAAGGGAUGCGUAAUAAACAUGGAUCGCACAGCAUAGUUGUUAAGACAGAAUCUAAAUACAAUAAUGUACCACGUAAAUACAAUGUAGUUGUGGCCGGUGAAAGUGGAGUUGGUAAAACUUCAGUGAUCAAUGCGAUAUUUGACAAUAUGCAGUUAGCUACAUCUUCGGGUGCUGUUGGUUGCACCGAUGAGUGUCAUUCAGUUCGAGAUUCACCCAAAGACUAUCCAAGUAUCUUUUUGAGAAUGGUUGAUACUGUUGGUUUGUAUGAAAGUUUAGAAGGCACUGUAUCAUCCCAAAAAGCAAUGGAGAUGUUAGAUAAAAAAUUGGAAAGCUUAUAUGCAACCGAUGGUAUUCAUUUAAUUUUAUUUUGCAUUCGAAAAGGUCGUCAAUCCCAGCAAACAAGUCAGCAUUAUAAAAACAUUGUUCAUGAUUUGUGUGAAGAUCAAGUGCCAUGUAUAUUAGUAAUAACUCGUUGUGAAGACGAUGAUCCUUUAGGUGAAUGGUGGGAGAAAAAUAAAGUCAUAUUAAUUGAAAAACUGCAAUUCCAUGUGGAAGAUGCUGUAGCUAUGACAACAUUAAAAAAGGAAGAAAAUUUAGAAGACUACAAUGAAUCAAGAAUGAAACUGAUCGCAGCCAUUGAAAAAUAUGCUUUGAAGGAUCCAUGGCGUGCUAAAGACUUUAAACAGAAACUAAGCUCCUUUUUUAGAAACAGAAUCACUCGUAGAUCGAAUGUGCCACCGAGACAAUCGGAUCCAUUAAUGGAGCAUUUACAAAGACCAAUGGGCGCACCUGCGACUGCAAAGUCACGAUGGUCAUGGCUUUACCAGAAAAUUAAAUGA